CUAACUUUAUUCAGUUGACACCAAGUAGGAGGGCUUUAUGGAGGGAGGAAAAAAGACAACUCGAGAAAAAUUAGUAUUUUCUACCUUCAGAAAUUAAUGGCCAUGAGUUCGUAUAUGGUGAACUCUAAGUAUGUGGAUCCCAAAUUUCCUCCCUGCGAGGAAUAUUCACAGAAUAACUAUAUACCUGAGCAGGGCUCCGACUACUACAGUCCAUCGCAGGACACAGACUUUCAGCAUCCAGGGAUCUACCCACGGUCAAACUACACGGAGCAACCCUUCAGCUGCAACACUGUGCAGGACUCCACAGUGCAACCACGGGGUCAUGGGCACGAGAGAGCCAGCCACCCGAGCCAUUUUAGCGCACAGACUGAGCAGGGGACUCCGGUCCAAGUGGCCGGACCCCGGACUUGUGGACAGCAGCAAAACACAAAGAGCCAAAAUGGGAUACAAGCCAAGCAGCCAGCAGUAGUUUACCCCUGGAUGAAGAAAGUUCACGUAACUACUGUGAACCCGGAUUACACGGGAUCUGAACCCAAGCGGUCCAGAACAGCUUACACCCGGCAGCAGGUUCUGGAGCUAGAAAAGGAGUUUCAUUUUAACAGGUAUCUGACCAGGCGGCGGCGGAUUGAGAUUGCCCACACUCUUUGUCUCUCCGAAAGGCAGAUUAAAAUCUGGUUUCAAAACAGACGGAUGAAAUGGAAGAAAGAUCACAAACUACCCAACACCAAGGGGAGAUCUGCACCAGUCUCCAACCAUCUGCAGAGCAUUCAGAAGGAUAACCUGACUGAUAUCACAGCAUUAUAAGAAAGGAAAGCGGUCCUGUCCUUAGAGAUUAACUGUAUAUAAAAAAGACAAAAGUUACAUCUGACUUUUGCAUGGACUGAUGUCGUUUCUAGCCAUUUUGUUUUUAAUUUAACAAACAUGACCCUCCAGCAUUGUUGCCUCGAGUCUGAGUGAGAAAAUCAAUCGGUCUUUAAAACCGAGAGGUUUGCAAGCUGAGCCUCUUCUGUGUUCAAAUUUCCUCAAAGAGACAGAAAAAACGUCGAAAUAAACUUUUCCUUCCCUCUUUUUCCGAC
This is a messenger RNA of Pundamilia nyererei, 1076 nucleotides long. RefSeq names its product homeobox D4a (gene hoxd4a). The coding region runs from base 97 to 804 and encodes 235 amino acids. Gene Ontology annotation, molecular function: DNA-binding transcription factor activity, RNA polymerase II-specific; RNA polymerase II cis-regulatory region sequence-specific DNA binding. Gene Ontology annotation, cellular component: nucleoplasm; nucleus. Lineage: Eukaryota; Metazoa; Chordata; Actinopteri; Cichliformes; Cichlidae. The record is from RefSeq and is a predicted model, not a curated record. Gene Ontology annotation, biological process: anterior/posterior pattern specification; embryonic skeletal system morphogenesis; positive regulation of transcription by RNA polymerase II. The transcript is spliced from 2 exons.